Seriola dumerili (greater amberjack) is the source of this 3362-nucleotide messenger RNA. It is a transcript of the gene pigu, whose product is annotated as phosphatidylinositol glycan anchor biosynthesis class U. Gene Ontology annotation, biological process: protein localization to cell surface; attachment of GPI anchor to protein. The record is from RefSeq and is a predicted model, not a curated record. Bases 6 to 1313 code for a protein of 435 amino acids. NCBI's taxonomy places the organism in Eukaryota, Metazoa, Chordata, Actinopteri, Carangiformes, Carangidae. The transcript is spliced from 12 exons. Gene Ontology annotation, cellular component: GPI-anchor transamidase complex; membrane.
UCAAGAUGGCGGCUCCUUUGACUCUGCUUCUGCUUGUAGCAGUUACGGUCCGAGCCGCUCUGUUCAGAUCCAGUUUAACGGAACUAAUUUCGGAGAGGGUGGAGGUGGUGUCACCGUUGACCGCCUGGAAGAGAGUGGUUGAAGGUUUGGCUCUGCUCGAUUUGGGAGUCUCACCGUACUCUGGAGAUGUUUUCCAUGAGACUCCUCUCAUCAUUUACCUCUUUCACUUUGUGGUGGACUUCGCAGAGGUGACAUUCAUGUUGGCGGAUGUGAUCACUGCUGUGGCGCUCUACAUGGCAGUGAAGGACUACAACAAACAAGUGUUCAGAAAGCAGAAAUAUGCCCUGGAGGCCGACCGCUACCCCCUCGACUGUCUGGAGCUCAUCAGAAGCCCCAAAGAAAUGUACUACAUCCCUCUGAAAGUCGCCAUGUUUUAUCUGUUGAACCCGUUCACCAUCCUGUCCUGUGUCGCCAAGUCGACCUGCGGCCUGAACAACGCCGUCAUCGCCCUCUUCAUCCUCUCUACGAUAAAAGGAAAUGUUUUGCUCAGUGCCAUAUUUCUGUCCUUGGCCACGUAUCAGUCCAUCUACCCUCUGACUCUGUGCGCUCCAGCGCUGCUGUACCUGAUGCAGCGUCAGUACAUCCCUGUGAACUUUCGGCGGACCAGCUUCUGGUGGUUCAUCGCUCAGUACGCCUUCAUGUACCUGGGCAGCCUGUUCGUCAUCGUCGGCCUCUCCUUCUUCCUGCUCGGCUCCUGGGACUACCUGCCCUCCGUCUACGGCUUCAUUCUGUCGGUACCAGACCUGACCCCCAACAUCGGCCUCUUCUGGUAUUUCUUCGCCGAGAUGUUUGAACACUUCCGCCUCUUCUUCCUCUGCGUCUUCCAGAUCAACGUUUUCUUCUACACCAUCCCUCUGUCCAUCAAACUCAAGGAGCAUCCAGUGUUUCUGAUCUUCAUGCAGUUGGCUGUGAUCUCCAUCUUUAAGUCUUACCCCACAGUGGGAGACAUCGCUCUCUACCUGGCCUUCCUUCCUGUCUGGAGUCACCUGCACAGAUUCUUGAGGAACAUCUUCCUGGUGUCCUGCGUCCUGUUGGCCUGCUCGGCUCUGUUCCCGGUUCUCUGGCACCUCUGGAUCUACGCCGGCAGCGCCAACUCCAACUUCUACUACGCCAUAACUCUGCUGUUCAACGUGGCUCAGAUCCUGCUGGUGUCUGAUUAUUUCUACGCCUUCUUGAGGAGAGAGCACCACCUCACCUACGGCCUGUACCUGAAGAGGAAAGAUGGCUCUGAGGCGACACUAGUUCUUAAAUAAAACACACACACACACAGACACACACUCCUACAGUCUCUGCCAGGUAGUGACAAACUGUUCGAGGUCUCACUCUUCCUCAAAGCGAACGAACACAAACUGAGGAGGAUAAAAGUCUUUCACAGACGAACAUUAACGCAGAACGUGUGUCUGGUACAACUUCAUAUGCAAACGAGAGAACGACAUCACACACGACACACACAUGCAGAUGUUGCAGAUGUAGAAAUCCGACUUCUGCCGUGUGAGACAGCAACUCAACAUCACUAUCCUCUUUUCACAUUCUCUUCUGAAGGGCUCUUAUUUUGAAGCCUCGCUCCAACUGGGAACCUUUGCCUCUGGGGGCUGCUUUUAUUUUGAAGCCUCCUUCUUCCUUGCGGCCAUUCUAGAAGAGUUUUAUUUUGACACUCUGUUUAUCCUGCAACAUCCAUCAUGGACAGCUUUUAUUUUGAAGUACCAACUCUCAUGCAGUGUCCCUCUAGAAGGAUUUUAUUCUGAAGUCUUUUUCCUCUUUCAACACCCAGAAAAAUCCUAAAACUGUGGGAAAAUUCCCACUGAUGUGAUGACUCCUGAUAGUCUCCAGCUGUCCCACUCACAUUUUACAUUUGUGUUUCAUGUUUAUUUGAUCACCUUUGUGUUGACACUGGUUUUCAUAGUGGCAGGAAAGAGGAAGAGGAAAAGAGUUCCUCUGGAGUCCUACAAAUGUCCAUUCAUCUCUUUGUCUUUAUCUCUCUCACCGCUUUCUUACUGUUUGCCUUUCACUCGGUUUAUUUUACACUCUCUGCUCAUUAAUUAACAUCACAUGAUCAGUGUUGCAUCUCACUCAAACCAGUACUAACCUCAUUAUGGUACAUACAACAUGACACUAAGUGGGACGGUGAACGCUUCACUCAACCCCGGACAGUUUGUUUUUCUACUUAAGAUGGAGCACGUCGGACAAAGACAACAGUGAAUGUUUUAAACAACUGAAGUGCUCACGUUCAGGAUCUGUGGAGAUUUUAUUUUAUUUUUUUGUACCAAGUUAAAGAAACCGCUGCUGCAGUGGCCUUGUGUUUGCUACAUGUCAAAAUUACAGCUUGAUAAGAAGUUUUCACAAAGGCCACAGUUUCAGUCAGUAAGGAAAGUUUGGGCUCAUAACGUGGCAACAAGCUAAGCAGUAAAGUUUCAUGUCACUGUAUUUUCUCUGUUGUUACAAACUCAAAACUUACACCAGAAAGCAGAUAAUCUUUUUUUUAUUUCCUAAAAUGUCAAACGUUUUCUUAAAGUUUAUUAUUUUCAAGUCAAGCUCAUACCUGCCAUCCUCUCCAACUUUAUACAAAUGCAACUAAAACACUUUUUGCUGGUAGAGUUUGUCUCAAAUCCAAACCACACACUACGACUCACUGCCAGUAUAUUCCCGCUCUUUUAGCUCUGUUUUUGGUCUCCACCAGAAACAUCUGUCUCGUCACCGACUGCUGUUUAUUUUGAUUUCCUUUUCGACGGUUGUGAGCAGCUCUGCUAUUUCCUCUUGGGAGAAUGUGUCGAUCAACAGCACCUAGAAAUCAUCUGUACUGCUUACUGACUAUUUUGAAUACACAUGAUUUUGUCACAUCUCCAGUGUGAACACGUUACAUACUCAAACCGUGCUCAGAGUUAGUGUGUAGUUUGGAUUUGGGACAAGCUGUCUCUAACGUUUUCCCAUCUUUGCGUGUGAUAUUUGAUCACUUCUCUCCUCAGAAAAUCAUGCCAAAAAAACAACAAAAAAAAAAACCAGACGUACAUCUACUUCAAAAUCAUCCCUAAAAUAAGCCUUAAACACUCAGACGUGUUGUCAUAGCAACUUAAAGAUUGUUUUCUUCAUAUACAUAUGUGAUGUUAUUAUAUGUUACUCUGUGGUCACUGAUCUUAUGCAAUCCAGUACAACUGUUAAUCUCAUAAAGUCUGCUUUUAUAUAAUUGUCAGUUAAAGUUGUGCUGGACUGCAUUAUGUCAGGAGGUGUUUCUAAUAUUCUGCCCCUCAUGUUGAAGGCUGUGACCUCAGUAAUAAAUAUAUAUUUUACCUUUUUCACCAAGGACA